AAGCCUUUUUCUUGUGGGAGCUGUGGAAAGAGUUUUCUCAAAAAGUUAAAUUAAAUGUUCACAUGAGAAUUCACACAGGUGAGAAGCCUUUCUCUUGUGGGAGCUGUGGAAGGAGUUUCUCUGAAAAAGGUAAUUUAAAUGUUCAUGUGAGAAUUCACACAGGUGAGAAGCCUUUCUCUUGUGGCAUUUGUGGAAAAAGUUUCAGCCGAAAAAACACUUUAAAUGUUCAUAAGAGAAUUCACACAGAAGAGAAGCCUUUCUCUUGUGGGACUUGUGGUAAAGGUUUCACCCUUAAAACAACUUUAAACGAUCAUUUGAGAAUUCACACAGGUGAGAAGCCGUUCUCUUGUGGGAUCUGUGGAAAGAGUUUCUCUAAAAAAGUUCAAUUAAAUGUUCACAUGAGAAUUCACACAGGUGAGAAGCCUUUCUCUUGUGGGAGCUGUGGAAAGAGUUUCUCUGAAAAACGUUUUUUAAAUGUUCACAUGAGAAUUCACACAGGUGAGAAGCCUUUCUCUUGUGGGAGCUGUGGAAAGAGUUUCUCUCAAAAAGGUCAGUUAAAUGUUCACAUGAGAAUUCACACAGGUGAGAAGCCUUUCUCUUGUGGGAGCUGUGGAAAGAGUUACAGUGACAGAAGGACUUUAACUGAGCACAUUGGAAUUCACACAGGAGAGAAGCCUUUCUCUUGUGGGACCUGUGGAAAGAGUUUCUCUCAAAAAGGUUAUUUAAAUGUUCACAUGAGUAUUCACACAGGUGAGAAGCCUUUCUCUUGUGGCAUUUGUGGAAAAAGUUUCAGCCGAAAAGACACUUUAAAUGUUCAUAAGAGAAUUCACACAGGAGAGAAGCCUUUCUCUUGUGGGACUUGUGGUAAAAGUUUCACCCUUAAAACAACUUUAAAUGAUCAUUUGAGAAUUCACACAGGUGAGAAGCCGUUCUCUUGUGGGAUCUGUGGAAAGAGUUUCUCUAAAAAAGGUCAUUUAAAUGGUCACAUGAAAAUUCACAACAUUUCUCUGUGGAAUCCGUGGAGUUACAAUGACAGAAGUAAUUUAACUCGUCACAUAAAGACUUUCUCAUACUAGAAACUUUUGGAACAAAACAGAACUGAUCCGUUUUUUGUGUCCGAUCCAAUGGAAAAUCUGGUUGGAUAAUGUAAACAGCAAGUAGAAAACAAAUUCUUGCAGGCUGCUAGUGAUUCACUGUGACUGUUUCAUUGUCCAGCCAUGAUAAACUUGAGGUCUGAUUUCUGCUAUCGGCUUGUUUUUUCUUAAUCCAGCUUUUUGUUUUAGUUCUCAGUCGUAUUUGUGCUUAAGAUCCCCAUUAGAUAGUGAAGUUAAAGAGGGGAUCACAUUCAGACAGGAUUCAUUUCUGCAGGUUUUCAUUUUGUUCUGUAGCAUGUAGAAUAAUUUAGUUUAGCUUUUACAUUUUUGUGUCUGACUGAAUGUAAAAUACUUUAGAAAUGGAAGCAGUGAAAUCUUGUUUUUUUAUUAAUAAAACAAAUGUUUGUUUGAAUAAAAUCUCAAAAAUACUUUUGAUCUGGUCAGGUUUUGAUUUAGAGUUAACCACAAACAGAUUUAUAAUUUUCAAAUUGUUUUGUCAUUGUUUUACUUUGGUAUGAGAAGUAAAGUUUAUGAUUAAGAAGGAGUGUUGAAAAUGUACCAGUGUUUUGA
Messenger RNA from Poeciliopsis prolifica (blackstripe livebearer), 1664 nucleotides. Its product is annotated as gastrula zinc finger protein XlCGF8.2DB-like. Bases 63 to 1076 code for a protein of 337 amino acids. The transcript has a single exon. Gene Ontology annotation, cellular component: nucleus. NCBI's taxonomy places the organism in Eukaryota, Metazoa, Chordata, Actinopteri, Cyprinodontiformes, Poeciliidae. The record is from RefSeq and is a predicted model, not a curated record.